Nothoprocta perdicaria is the source of this 726-nucleotide messenger RNA. RefSeq names its product RAB33A, member RAS oncogene family (gene RAB33A). Gene Ontology annotation, cellular component: endosome; Golgi apparatus. The transcript is spliced from 2 exons. The record is from RefSeq and is a predicted model, not a curated record. Gene Ontology annotation, biological process: Rab protein signal transduction. The coding region runs from base 43 to 720 and encodes 225 amino acids. Gene Ontology annotation, molecular function: GTPase activity; GTP binding. NCBI's taxonomy places the organism in Eukaryota, Metazoa, Chordata, Aves, Tinamiformes, Tinamidae.
GGGGCGGCGCGGCCCCAUGAKGCGCUGAGGCGGCGGCGCGGGAUGGCGGCGGGCGGCGGCGGGCGGCCGCCGGGCCCCGACUCCGCGCUCGAGCCCUACGUGCAGACCCGCAUCUUCAAGAUCAUCGUCAUCGGCGACUCCAACGUGGGCAAGACCUGCCUGACCUUCCGCUUCUGCGGGGGCACCUUCCCCGACAAGACGGAGGCCACCAUCGGCGUGGACUUCCGGGAGAAGACRGUGGAGAUCGAGGGGGAGCGCAUCAAGGUGCAGGUGUGGGACACGGCCGGCCAGGAGAGGUUUCGCAAGAGCAUGGUAGAGCACUACUACCGCAACGUGCACGCCGUGGUCUUCGUUUACGACGUCACCAAGAUGACGUCCUUCACCAACCUCAAGAUGUGGAUUGAGGAGUGCAACGGGCACGCGGUGCCCGCUCUGGUGCCCAAGGUGCUGGUUGGCAACAAGUGUGACUUAAAGGAACUGAUCCAGGUGCCCUCCAGCAUGGCGCUGAAGUUUGCCGACGCUCACAACAUGCUGCUCUUCGAGACCUCGGCCAAGGACCCUCAGGAGAGCCAGAACGUGGAGUCCAUCUUCAUGUGCCUGGCCUGCCGGCUCAAGGCGCAGAAGUCGCUGCUCUACCGAGACGUGGAGAGGCAGCCGAGCAGGGCGCAGAAACUGGAGCCGCCGCACGAGGCGCACGGUAAAGCCUCGUGCCCGUGCUGAGCGGCG